Pomacea canaliculata is the source of this 2188-nucleotide messenger RNA. RefSeq lists its product as uncharacterized. The annotation marks the transcript as partial. Gene Ontology annotation, molecular function: protein binding. The transcript has a single exon. The record is from RefSeq and is a predicted model, not a curated record. Lineage: Eukaryota; Metazoa; Mollusca; Gastropoda; Architaenioglossa; Ampullariidae.
UACCCUGUCCAUGUGGCUCUCAAUGAAGACAACUGGGACGUUGUAAAAGCCUUUGUGGAACAUGGGGCUGACCCAAACAUACUUGACAGGAAAGGACAGUGUCUCCUUCACAAAUUUGUUAGAAAUCUUAAUCAGAAAAAUAGUGUUCCCCUUGUAAAGGCUCUAGUGAAGCAUGGUGCAGAGAUAAAUUGGAGAGGACCCAAUGGUAAGACCGCUUUGCAAUUAGCAGCUAGUAACAGUGAGUGGGAAAUGGUUGUAGCCCUCGUUGAAUUAGGUGCUGACUGCAUACUCACUCCUAAGGAAAAGCUGUCUGUUUUUGAAAAUCUUCAUUGCCUAACAUGGAGAGAUGAGAAAAAGUUGAAAGUUUUCAUAAAUUACAUCACAAAAAAUGUAUCAGAAUCUGACGAAAAUAAUAGAUUUAAAAAAAUAUAUAGACGUUACCAAAACCCUUUGCUGAAAAAAAGUGUAAAGAAGUGCAACUGGAUGAUGGCAAAGGCCUUGGUGGAAUGUGGAGCAAAAGUGAGUCUGAUUCUUGAAAAUAAAGCACUCUUACAGCUAAUCAUGUCCAAAUCUUCGAUUAGUAAGCACACACCCUGGACACAGUUUUUUGAUUUGUUGAUUUCUAAAGGGCUUGACAUCAACACCAGACUUGAGAAUCAAUCCCCAGUUCUUUUCAGUGAUGAAGUCAUCGUAAGUUUAAUUCAUGAAGAAGACGUCUCCAGAUGUUUGUUUUGUGCAUGGGUCAAGAGGGGAGCUAACCCUUUAAUUCCGAACUGUGAUGGAUUUACACCGCUCAAUAUAGUUAUGAACUUAUAUAGGCACGGUGCACGGAAUGCUCUCAUAAAACUCCUCCCAAUGGGGGUGACAACUCAUCAACCGAAGUUUACAGAAGCCAUUUUGCAAUCUAAAAGAUUCACUUCUAACUAUGUUGCCUCACCAACAGAAAGUGCAAUACAUGACUAUAAUAUUUGUGCCCUCAAAAUGUUGAUUGGAUCUGGUGCAAGUUCAAAUGCAGAGUUAUUUCGCCUGAACACAAAAUAUCAAGUGAAGCUGGCUGAACAGGCAGAUGAAAAUGAGGAUGUUAGAGAGCUUCUGGAAGUCUUAGACCAGGCUGCCAGUCAACCUCCUUCACUCACCUCACUGUGUCGUUUGACUGUCUCUCAUUUGCUUGGUUGUGGGCCUUGCAGGCCAGACAAAAUCAAGCACUUGAAAAUUCCUUCUUCAUUGAAAAGUCUUAUCUCUUUUUCUGAUUUACUGUUACCAGAGUUUCUGUCACAAAAACAUGAAGAUGUUCAUUCUGGUUUAUCAGAAGACAGUAAUGACUUCAGUAGCAAUAGUGAUUAUUAAGAUGAAAUGUUUGAUGACUCUGACUCAGAGAUUUGGUCAUCAUCAUCAUCAUCAUGUGAUGAUGAUUACUAAUUAAAUAAUUAAAUAAUUUGGACUGUGGGUAGCUGACAGGUUGAAUAUAUCUGCACGUAACCACUUUUCCCAGCCCUGGUCUUACACCACAAGGAGGAUUUAUGUUGGUCACAAGUUUUUUCCCUCAAACAGCUUCGCUUGAUCUAAUGGAAACACAUCAAUCACUGCAAUGAUCAUAAAUAUAAUCUUAUUAUUAACUAAUGAUUUAUCAAAUAACAGUGUUAGGUCUAGUGGCAUACUUGCAGUUAAUUCUAUUGAAAUUACUUGAAUAUUUGGAAAUCAUUGGACAAAUUUGCGGAAUUGUAUGGUGCUGGUGUAGUUUAACCCACAAAAAAAAUCAUAUUGUUCUUGCUUUUUUGGAGGGUUCACUGCAACUUUAUUAAGUGGCUGUUGCAAACAACUUUCCUGCUUCUUCUUGUUGGCUUGUGAAGACACCAAGUCUAUUGCUAUAACUUUUAAAAAUACGGUGUCAAGCUUUUUUGAACUUGGGAAUAACCAGUAUGUAGGCAGGUCAGUUGGAGUUGCCUCCUUAUUCUUGGUGAAAGUUCCUAUGCAAAUGAAUGUCUCCUACAUGGCUGUAGGUCUCAGAAAGUUUUGCCAUGCAUGUGCAAUGAACAGACUGAAGAGAUCCAUCAUGUGCAGUUAUCAUCCAUGGUUCCAGAAGUUUCUGUGAAAUGUGCAUUGCGUUACAUGAAAAUCACAUUUAUAAAGUGAUAAUUUUAUAUUUCAUAUUCUCUAUAAUUUGUCAGUCAUAAAUAAAAUCCUAUUA